AUGCGCCGCCGCGCCGCCCCCCGCGCCCCCGGCCUCGUGCGCCGCUGUCAGCCACCGCCAGCCCCUCCCCGCGCGCCGCCGCCGCCACCUGCGCCGCUAGCCCCCUCCCCGCGCGCCGCCGCCAGCCUCCUCCGCGGUGCCCCCUCCGCGGCGCCCCCCACCUCGCGCCACCCUCCCGCGGCGCCCCCACCUCGCGCCUCCACUCGCGCCGCCCCCGCCCCCGGAGCCCCCUGCCUCCUCAAGGUGAUUGAUCAAUAUGAGCGGAAGCAAGCAAUCCAUGAACUCCAUUCUGAAGAGCAUGAGCCAACAGAAGUUCACCGGGACCACUAG
Molecule: messenger RNA, 330 nt
Organism: Lolium perenne
Lineage: Eukaryota; Viridiplantae; Streptophyta; Magnoliopsida; Poales; Poaceae
Source: RefSeq, a predicted model, not a curated record